This is a messenger RNA of Volvox carteri f. nagariensis, 4152 nucleotides long. RefSeq lists its product as uncharacterized. Gene Ontology annotation, molecular function: protein binding. The record is from RefSeq and is a predicted model, not a curated record. The transcript is spliced from 19 exons. NCBI's taxonomy places the organism in Eukaryota, Viridiplantae, Chlorophyta, Chlorophyceae, Chlamydomonadales, Volvocaceae. Bases 1 to 4152 code for a protein of 1383 amino acids.
AUGGCAGCCUGUCAACGCCGUCCUCGUUGCGCAGACCCAGAUGAGGCGACGCGGAGACUGGUGCCGCGGGAGGCUUGUCGAACCAGACGACUGCAGUCGGGAGUGCUUCGGCUGCAAAAAGGCCCUUCCGCGCAGUACGAGAUCCUGCCGUAUCGCGAAUACCGCAGCUUCUACAUCCCAAUACCUUCCGGUGCCGACUACGAUCUCGCCGUAACCGUCGAAUCCAUCAAGGGAGAUGUAGAUCUCCAGCUUCUGUCGCCCAACGGCACACUGCUGUCCCAUUCCGAGGAGCGCAUCGGGGAUGAUGUCGUACAAGCGAGCCGUACAUUCCUCAACAAGAACCCCGGCAACUACACGCUCCUCCUCCAAACGGUUGCAGGAGCGGAGUCCUGGUACAACAUUAAGUGCUGUCCUGAUGACGACGAUCAACUGCCGGAUUCGUGUUCCGUACUGCUCAACGCCACGUCAUCAACCGCCAGCCUGGAGCAGGACUUGUGCCUGCAACCACCCAACAUGUGCAAUGAACAGGUUCGGCGCGCGCGGGAGGGCGCGGGCCAAAUUAUCAAGUUGGUGCUGUCCGGCGGCGACAGAGGCAACUUCGUGUGCCCCUCCUUUCCCACAGAGUUGGGUCAGCUGCCAGCGCUGCAAGUACUCGACUGGGCUAGUAACAGCCAAGUCGGCACUCUGGCGUCCGUGGCCGCAGCCCUUUCCCCUCUCUCAGGCUCCCUCCGCCGCCUCUAUCUGGGCCGUAACGCCCUAAGCGGUCCACUGGGCUGUGAGCUGGUCAACGGUACGGCACUGGAGAUUCUGCGGCUGGAGAGGAAUCUACUGACUUCGCCCUCACUGCGGCAGCUCUCCCUGGCGGGUAAUCUGCUGCACGGCAGCAUACCCGCGAUGUCACGGGACUGCGCCCUCAAACUUCUGGACCUGUCCGAAAACGGCCCGCCGUUGGGAUUAUCCGCAACCAACAAGGGCAUGCAGGGCCCUCUCCCCUCCCUGGGUCUGGCCGCCAACCUGAACUACCUGAACGUGCAAAGCAACAGUCUGACAGGGACCAGCGCCGACUUGCGUGUGCUAGACCUCUCAAGAAACCAGCUGACGGGCACCUUAGCGCCCCGCGUGACUGGCAGUCCGUUGCUGACGGUGCUGCGGCUGGCCGGCAACCGCCUAAGUGGGGCUCUCCCCAGCUCCUCCUGGUCGCCCUUUCUGCUGGACCUGGACCUCAGCGAGAAUGGCUUCACUGGGCAGGACGUUGGCGACCUGCUAAACAGGUCAACCCUGGUCAAAGUCAAUUUGGCGGUCAACAACCUCUCCAUGGACGUGCAGGUGCUCGGCAGCAAGGUACCUGUCAACAGCUCCAUUCUGUAUUUCAACGUAUCGCACAACAAUAUGUACGGCAGGUUAACCGAACAGUUGGGUCGUAUGCAGUUGUUCAAUCAGUUGCUGUCCAACGCGGUGCAAGAUGACGAAGCACCGGAGGCCAGCCUACCUCCGCAACCGUUGUUUGACGUCUCGUACAACUUGAUCAACUCAACUUUCCCUCUCAAGUUGCUGUCCCUGCUAUCUGGACUGUACUGGGCCUCACCGUACGACUACGUCCCGCUGUCGCUAGUGCUACAGCCACAAAACCCCCCGGGCGGUCUCACGUGCCCUUCGCCCAACACGGACUUCCCGCCGGAUGUAUUUUACCUCGCCGAACUGCAGGAGCUGUACGACUUGACUUGCUUGACUCGGCUCGGACAGCGCAUUAACAUCUCCUCUUUCCAAAACGUGACCAUCCCGCGGCCGCCCAAGCGCCCGGGGCCCCCGCGACCCCCGCCGCCCCUGCCGCCACGGCCUCCCGUCGUUCGUCGACUGCCUCCAAGCCCCAGCGCCGACGCCAGCGUCAGCGUCGACACCGGUGGCCGCCCCGCGGGUCAAUCCCCACCGCCCGUGCAGCUGCCACCUGGGCCCAGCAACGGUACAAGCAACACGGACAAACCUCCCAGCAACGGCACCGGCAUAGAGGCCACCGGUGGGCAAGAUGCCAGCCACCCGGGGGGCUCUGACGGCUCCGACGUUGGUCACAUGCAGCCUACGGUACCCCAGGUAUCCCCGCAGACCGCGGCGACCGCAGACCGCAGCGGCGGCGGCCGCAGCGGCGGGUCUGGGGGUGCCAUCGCCGGUGGGGUGAUAGGCGGCCUCGUUGCGUUGGCGGUUGUGGCGGUUGUAAUCUGGUACCUUCAACGUCGGAGCAGGAACCGCCGGAAUGUGUAUAGCUCCCGGCGGGUGCCCCUAACGUUCAACACGGCAUACGAGGCGCCAUCGGAGGGAACUGUCUCCAAUUACGGGGACAUGCAACUGUUCGAACUCAAACCCAAUGCAAUCGGCGGCCGAGGGCGCAUUGCCGGCAUACUCGUACCGGGCGGAUUGCAAGAUGUUGUCAUGGGCGACCAAACUGCGGUCCAGCUGCCGGGAACGAGCACCGACGCUGAGUUAGAGGAACUUUACAACGCCCUUCCUGGUUGGCACCAGCAGCAGAGCCUCCAUUCAGGAGCUCUUUUUGGAGGUCUGGCGCGUACUGUGUCGGCUCCAUGUGCGUUUCUGCCCUCGGCUUCCGCGCUGUCGCCCGGCAAUAAUGGUCCCCUGUCCAUGGCUCCUCUAAAAGAACAUUCCUCUGUCGCAUAUCCUUGUUUCGAGGAGGUAUCAUCCUUUCAGAAGCAAACGCCAUUUGUCGCGCGCUGGUUGCUUAAUGAACGACCAACUGCGGGCAACAUCCCGCUACACAACUAUCAACAUGGAGAUGAAGCUAUUGCUGACGGCUUCAGCCUCGCAUCCGACAACCGUGCAGCACCAGCCGAAGCUCGGCUUUGGCCGUCCCGUCUACCAUCAUUGGCCACCACAACAGUUUUGCCACCAGGCGGCGAGAACCACACCGCCAUGACCUACCGCCUCGUAAACCCCAGCAACUGCAACUUUGAACCAACCAACGACACCAACGACCUUAACGCCUCGCACCAGCUUUCCUGCCUCCAACCCAGUCGUGCCGUGCCUCACAACAAUCUCGCCAGCAGCAGCAGCGGUGGCGGCAACGGCAGCCGGACCCUGGGCCAUUACGUUCACUUUAAUCAGCCUCACCCACACUCCCACGCCUUUCCAUCUCCCGCCAGCACCGGCCUCAGUGAUUGGCCCUCAGGCGGUCGCCUCAUCGGGGGCAGCACUGGGCUGGGGCUCCUAUCAGCCGCCAGCACUGGCACCGGCGCCAGCGUCCUCUCCGACACGCCCUCCGGGCCUUACAUCCCCUCCAGACACGGGGACAUCUCCGGAGGUCUGCCGCCGCCGCCGCCGCCGCCGCCACCACCACCACUACCACCACCAUCUCUCAACGCCACGGAUCGCAGUGUCUGUGGCUUCCCCAAUCCUUCACCCUCAUCCACUGGCCCUGCUGCUGCUUCGCCGUAUGGCGGGUUGCUGGGGCUACAUGCACAUUCGCACUCACAUUCGCAUGCGGUGGGGCCUGGGGGACGUGGGAUGGCGGCGGCGGCGGCGGCCGGCGGGGAGCAGGGGCCUGCAUGCGGACCUGCUGUGGCGGACGUACGGAAGUUGGAGAUGAUUUCGGAGGGUGCCGUCGGGACAGCGGCGGAGGGUAGCAUGCAACUCGACAUGGAGCAGGACGCCCACUGCGACGGCGGCGGGCGCGGAGGUGGCGGUAACGGCAGCGGCAGCGGUGGGGGCAGUGGCGGGACCCUACAAUCAGCAUCGUCGGGGUCGUCGAUGUGUGCCGCCAUCGACGGCGCGCUCAUGGCGGCGGCAGGUUGCGACAUGUCCGUCAGCGCUGACGGCGCCGGCGCUGGCGCGGGUGCGGGUGCAGCAACUGGCAAGAUCAAACUGGAGAAGGAGGAGCUCCAAGAUCUCGUGUACACUGUGGAGAUGAGCCUGGCCCGGGCAGUUACCGAACAAAAGGAAACCAUCGCAGCGCUGCAAGCGAAGGUUGACGAGCAAGACGCGCUCAUUCGGGUCCUGCAGGAGAAGGUCCGUCUUUACGAGACACAACACCAGCAGCACCAGAAACAACACGAUGGCGGCGGCGGCGGCGGCGGCAGCGGCGGCGGCGGCGGCGGCGCCAAGGCACAGGGCAGCCGCGGCCCGGCUCGGAGGUUUCCGGAGUCGUAA